Armigeres subalbatus is the source of this 531-nucleotide messenger RNA. RefSeq names its product DDRGK domain-containing protein 1-like. The coding region runs from base 1 to 531 and encodes 176 amino acids. Lineage: Eukaryota; Metazoa; Arthropoda; Insecta; Diptera; Culicidae. The transcript has a single exon. The record is from RefSeq and is a predicted model, not a curated record.
AUGGAAAGCGGAAUCGAUACUACCGGGUCGAAAUGCAAGAUUUGUAACCGAUCUGAUUCAUCCGACAUCAACAUGGUGUCCUGUGACCAGUGUCAUCAAACGGAGCAUAUCUCUUGCGCUGGCGAAGACAAUUCGAUUAAAGAUCGUAAGUACGUUUGUAAGGAUUGUAUCGCAAAACUAACCGCGAGUAAGCCGAAAAGAGCAAAGAAUUCUACGGCUGACAAUAAGUCCACCAGAACUGCUGGUGGGAAAUCAGCUUCUAGGAAGGGGACGAAAAAUCCCUCUAUUCCGGCGAGUCAAACUUCUAGUGCACGGGCGGCUGCUAUGGAAGCCCAGUUAAAAGUCAUCGAGGAGGAGAAGCAGAACAAGGAACAAGAACUAAGGGAACAGGAAGAGCUCCGUACUCGUGAGCUGGAAGAGGAGCAGCGUCAAAUUGAAGAUAGAAGACAGCUGAUGGAAGAAGAACGGCAGCUCCGUCAACGAAAGUUGGAGGAACAACGUGCGUUGCUUGCGAAACAGCAGCUGAUUUGA